AUGUCGGACUUGGAUUGUGCACCUCUACAGUUCGAAGAUCUCCCCACGGAAAUUCAUGAGGCUGUUUUAGACCAUUUGUUUGUCCAGAUCAAAGGCACGACCGACGGCCUUCAAGAAAGCGUCGACUGGUUCAGCUCCCAUCCACAUCUCAGUCCCUACGUUCGUCACAUUGAUAUUUGGGUUCCGGUUUGGGGUGAUCGACUACCUAGGCCACAUGCUUUGCAACCUGGCCGUCGAGAACUCUUGGGUGGAGGAAGCCACCAACCUGCGGAUUCUGUUGCAUUGCUGCAGGCCGUUACUGACGGGAUGGAGCAUGGUCGUACAAAUCAUAAUUUCAGAUUCGCCAAUCGCAAUGCCACCUUGCAGCAAAUCUUCUACCAUGUUGCGUGUUUCUUCCCGGACGCCAAGAUGCUUACUAUUGAAGGCGGUCAUUGCAAGAAGCCGCCCAUGAUUAAGCAUUUCGGCAACGUUACGACACAUGAGCAGCGGCUGGAGGUGUUGCCUAAUGUCCAGACGUUCAUCAUGAGAGGUGCAUGGAAUAUUAUGCGAGAACAUGACCAUUGGAGUAAUAUCGCUUCCGCACUGCCAAAUUUGCGCGAAUGGAAUUGCACUUAUGCCAAACCGAAACGUGAGGCGCAAGCUACGAUAGCAAAGAUUUUGACCACCUUUCCUCGAGGGAUUACCCGGCUCAGCAUCAGCCUCGAAGGCUUCUGCAGUAAAAAGAAUUCUCAGACACAAUGGUUGAGCAAACCUCAUACGGACCGGCAUCUUUGCCGCUUGUUGGGGGACAUUGUGCCACAGCUUGAAUCACUGACCUUUACUGGAAAAGUCUGCGCUAGUUUGUUCAGUGCUGCACGGGCUGCGACGAUUAAAAGCGAGACGAGAUCCAAGCUGAAAGCGAUCGACUUGGUCGUGAAAGCUUGUUGCUGCGAGCAAGUUAAAAUGGAGGGCAAUCUUAAUUUUGUCAGCGAUUAUUCUGGGAUCACCAACAUGACCUUUAUCAAAUCUUUCGAAAAUCUAAUCAUCGCUUCUCUGAGAUCUUUAGAUUCUCUGAACGCCGUACAAUUCAUGAGAAUUCGUUAUAUCGACCUGGACUCGAUCUGUGGCCUCCUCAACCCGUACUACCAAUUGGUUGGUAAUAGCUGCACUGGUUUAUGGAGCGAGGAUAUCUUAGAGACUCUCCAUCAGACUCGACCAGAUGCCCAAUAUGAGGUUCUAGAUGAUGGCAUUCUUCCCGAAUACGGUGUCGUGGCACAUACGGGAACCACAGCAUAUCCUCGGAGUCGACCUCGCAGUAUGAAAGCCAGUGCAUACGAACUCAUUGCCGAUAAGUCCAAAUCCUAA
Molecule: messenger RNA, 1344 nt
Organism: Uncinocarpus reesii 1704
Lineage: Eukaryota; Fungi; Ascomycota; Eurotiomycetes; Onygenales; Onygenaceae
Exons: 2
Coding region: 1-1344 (447 amino acids)
Source: RefSeq, a predicted model, not a curated record